CAGGAAAACUCAAACGUGGAGAACAUUGAUCCAUAUAAAUAGAUUAAUGACAUGUUGGCUUCAUUAUCUUACGCAUUCCCUCCAUUCUCAAUGUCGCAAGUCAUCAAUAAAAGGAAUACAUAAAGAUUCAACAUGUCUUAUCAUCACUCAAGUCUAAUUGUAGAGACUGAGAAGUUUGAUUCAUUUUCAAUACAUGAUGAAGAAGCAACUACAAUUGAUGUGAAUGCAAAGUUGCCUGAAGAUUUAUUGGCACUAAUCCUAUCAUAUCUCCCAAUUCCAUGCAUUUUUAGAGCAGGUUGUGUCUGCACAAGUUGGCAUAGAAUUGUAAACUCAAAGAGGUUUUUAUGGAACCUUUCAGAUCAACCUCUACCAAAGAAGCCUUGGUACUUUAUGUUCAAAAGCUCUAAUGACUCAACUGGUUAUGCUUUUGAUCCUGAUUUUAAGAAAUGGUAUGACAUUUCACUUCCUUCAAUCAACACUUCUACUUGGUCCAUUGCUUCAUCAUAUGGCAUGAUUUGUUUCAUGGACAAUAACAGAAGCAAUGUAUUUGUCUGCAAUCCUAUUACCAAAAGCUACAAGAAGCUUGUGAAGCCUACAGGUUUGGAACAUUUUGAUUAUACUGCAUUAUCAAUCUCAGUAAACAAAGAAUCUCAUAGUUAUAUUGUGGCAAUUGUGAAAUCCAAGCAUGUUGAUGAGGACUAUUCACAGUAUGAUACAUCAGUAUAUUUAUAUGAUUCAGAAAAGGUAACUUGGGUGAUGGCCUUAACUGAUGUUUUGAUAGGGUGGAGAGUUGGUGAAGUGAGUGUAAUAUGUGAUGGUGUGUUAUACUUUUUAGUUUAUUCAACUAGGAUUGGUGCUGUUGAAAAUCGACAUUCCCUCGUUGCAUAUGAUAUGUCGAAUGAUUCUUCGCAAUGUAGUUUAACAACUGGAUUAAUUUCGAUACCUUAUUCUUUAACUUGCGGUCGGUUGAUGAAUUUGAAGGAGAAACUUGUUAUGGUGGGAGGAAUUAGUAAACAAGGCUAUCCUGAGAUUGUAAAAGAAAUUGUUAUUUUGGUUCUAAAUGGUGAUGAGUGGGAAGAGAUUGCGCGAAUGCCUCGAAAAUACUUGGAAAGUUUUAGAGAAUUUGAUGAUGUUUUUGCUUGCAGUGGUGCAGAUGAUUUGAUUUAUAUUCAAAGUUAUGGAGAUCCAAAGCUUCUUAUGUAUGACAUGAACCUUAGACAAUGGAAAUGGUCACAGAAGUACCCUGUCACAAAAAGGUUGCAUCUGCAAACGUUUACUGGUUUUUGCUUUGAACCAAGACUUGAAGUUGAUCCAUAGUUCUUCAUAAAAUCAAAUCAUGUUGUUGAGACUUUUGUUUAAGGUUUCUGUUUAUUUUAGUUAAGUUUUAAUAUCAUACAAAAUGAACUUGAUGAUAAAUUUGCAUAUCCAUAGAUACAACUAGAACAUUAUUAGUAGCAUUUGAAUAUGCCAAACUGCAAUUUUAUUUUUACCUUAUCAUAUUCUCUCUGUUCUUGCCCUUUUGUGCUAAUAUGAAUCGUUACCUUUGUUUAUCUUAAGGCUCUUUGAUGAUUA
Molecule: messenger RNA, 1572 nt
Organism: Cicer arietinum (chickpea)
Lineage: Eukaryota; Viridiplantae; Streptophyta; Magnoliopsida; Fabales; Fabaceae
Product: F-box/kelch-repeat protein At3g61590
Molecular function (GO): protein binding
Source: RefSeq, a predicted model, not a curated record